Molecule: messenger RNA, 630 nt
Organism: Photinus pyralis (common eastern firefly)
Lineage: Eukaryota; Metazoa; Arthropoda; Insecta; Coleoptera; Lampyridae
Product: dihydrolipoyllysine-residue succinyltransferase component of 2-oxoglutarate dehydrogenase complex, mitochondrial-like
Exons: 4
Coding region: 49-471 (140 amino acids)
Source: RefSeq, a predicted model, not a curated record
CAAAUUCUCAUAGUUUUGACAGUUUUCUGACCGUCAAGCUAAUAAAGUAUGAAUUGCCUACAUUUCCAUUUAGUAAGCAGAAUUUCGGCAAAUCAAUUUAGAAAUGCAUGGAACAGAAACUUUAGUAUGGCGCUUAAUUGCUUUAAACCCACCACCGCUAAGCCGCGUAACAACUGGCCUACAUUUCAGUUUCAUCCUCGCAGCGUACAAUUUCACUUGUCCCACACAGCAUUUGAAAUUAUCACUGUAAAUGCACCAGAAUUUCCCGAUUCAGUUUCAGAUGGAGACUUAAGAUGGAAGAAGAAGGUUGGUGAUGCCGUAACUUCCGAUGAAGUAAUUGGUGAAAUAGAGACGGAUAAGGUUGCGUUACCAAUUCCCGCUCCGAGUGCUGGUGUCAUUAAGGAGCUACUUCAGCCGGAUGGUGCCGUUGUCCAAACGAAAGUUCCAGUGUGUACCAUCGAAACUAAAUAAUCUUAUUAUUGUACCAUUUCUUUUUUUACGGUUUUAAGUGCAAUAAACUAGGUAAAAGGAUGCCUUAAAGAACUCGUGGGUGCAAAGAAACUGUACACGUCCAUCACUCAUCAGCGCAUCUCCACAGUGAAAAUGAAAAAAAAAAACUCACCCUCUAUA